AAUCUGUGCAGACAAUCUCUCGCUACAUGCAACAACAAUAAACAUGCAGGCAAAGAGAAAAAGCACUAAAUUAAGAACAAGCAGAUUGAAAGAACAAUUUUAUUGACAUAGGUCCGAUAGCGAAGCCUAAAAAUCUUAUCAUCGUUUGAAGUGGCACACAAAGUUAAAUCAUGCACAUUUGAGAGCUAUGGCCGUCUUAUCAAAUCGCCUACAUUCGCAUUAAAUAGUGCCUCUAAACUAUAGUCCAGUUCAUUCGAAGAGUGGAAUUCAAACGCGAGAGUCGAAAAACGACGACGCAAUUGAUUUGUUGACUGCUGUGAUCUUUGGGCUGCUUCGAACGCACAGCAAAAUUCACAUAACUCAAACGAGCCUAUACAUCGGCCAUAAGUUAGCUUGAUUGGUGGUCUGUCGAAUACAAACGCAGAACAGAAAAAUGAAUUUGGCUUUGAAAUGUAAAAAUGUUAUCUACCUUGGCGGUUUUGGCGGCAUCGGACAGAAAUGUGUUGAAGAGUUUCUCAAGAAAGGUGUAAAGAGUCUAGUCGUUUUCGACUUGAAGGAAAACUCGGAGGUGUUAAAGAAUUGGCAGCAGACAUACAAAUCAUGUGACAUAUCAUUCCAACCUGUGGAUGUCACCAAAAGUGAAACCAUUGAGGAAGCCUAUAAAAAAUCCAUGGAGAAAUUGGAACACAUCGAUGUUGUCCUCAAUGGAUGUGGGCUAAUGAAUGAUCGUUAUUUGGAUUUAACCAUUGACAUAAAUCUGCGCGGCGUCCUUCAUAGCUCAAUGAUUGCCCUGAAAUACAUGGACAAAUCGAAAGGAGGACGUGGAGGAGUAAUUGCAAACAUUUCUUCGGUGGCUGGUAUAGAGGCAUCGGGAAUGUUUGCCAUCUAUUCGGCUGCUAAACAUGGUGUAACUGCCUUCAGCAGAGCCAUGUCGAAUCCUUUGUACUUCAACAACACCGGUGUGAAUUUUAUUACAAUCUGUCCAGGAUUAACAGAAACUAGUUUGCUGGAUAACGUAAAGGACAAGGUGACUUUGGUCGAAUUCGGAAAACCCAUGGCCGAACGUUUUGUAACGCUUCAGACACAGCCUGCCAAUGUGUGCGCCGAGAACAUAAUCAAAGCCAUCGAGGCGGAUAAAUUGGGUGCGGUGUGGCUUUUGGAUCGCGGUGAAAUAUCCGAAAUGGAAAUGCCAGUUAUGUGGAAGCACCUUAUAAUCUGCGACCUGCAUGAAAAUGGUGCACUAAUGUUGGAUCUUGCGAAAACAUUUCCCCAAACAUGUUUGAACUUUAUACCCAUCGAUGUUAUACAACGUGAAUCAAUAGAAGAGGCUUUUCGCACAGCCUCUAACAUUGUUCACAAUCAAAUUGAUGUUCUUGUCAAUGGUUGCGGCUUGAUGAACGAUCGUUUAAUUGAUCUCACAAUUGGCAUAAAUCUGACAGGCGUCAUUUACAGCUCUCUCAUUGCUUUAAGCUACCUGGAUAAAUCAAAGGGUGGUCGUGGCGGUAUGAUAGUAAAUAUUGGAUCGGUUGUUGGUCUGGAACCGAGCGGAAUGUUUGCCGUCUAUUCUGCAGCUAAGGCCGGGUUGAUAGCAUUCACUAGAGCUCUAGCGAAUCCCCUGUACUAUGCUCAUACUGGCGUUAGUUUUAUUACCAUCUGUCCCGGAUUUACCGACACUUCCCUAUUGGAGAGUAUUCGCGGCAAGGAGACCCUAACCGAAUAUGCCGCAUCUAUGGCCGAACGAUUUGCUCUUGUGAAAAAGCAGAGUGCCGAAAUAUGUGCCGACAAUUUAGUUGGGGUUUUAGAAAAGGCUAAAAAUGGAUCUGUCUGGAUGCUGGAUAUAGGAGAAAGUGUACAGUAUUAUUUUGCAUUAAUUCGGCUGCAAAAUAUGCAGGUUCUAAACGCAAAGAAGUUUUCGUCAACAAAACAGCAGAAGAAACUAGAAAAGACGCAGAACAUGCAGUUAGAAGGAAAAAAUGUCAUACUUGUCGGAGGUUUCGGUGGCAUUGGUGAAAAAUGCGCAGAAGCAUUUCUGCUUAGAAACGUAAAGAGCAUCAUUAUCUUCGAUUUGAUAGCCAAUGAGACUUAUUUAAAAUAUUUGCAAAAAACCUAUAAAAAUGCCUAUGUGGAUUAUAUACAUGUGGAUCUGACACGAAGCGAGACCAUCAAGGCAGCCUACGCGGAAGCUAAAGAAAAGAUUGACUUCUUCGAUGUUGUGAUAAAUGCAGCGGGUGUCAUAGAUGAGACAAAAAUCGAUCAGCUGGUGCAGAUCAAUUUGACUGGCCUCAUCCAUAGUUCACUCAUAGCCAUGGAGAACAUGAGCAAAGCUAAAGGUGGAAAUGGAGGUUGCAUACUAAACAUAUCUUCAACGGCAGGGUUGAAUCCAGAGGAAUUGUUUUGCAUUUAUUCAGCCUCCAAAUGUGGAGUGCUGAAUAUCACCAGGUCACUUGCGCACCCUCUGUAUUUCGAUAAGACAGGCGUCAGAUUUAUAAACAUAUGUCCUGGUCCCACUGCGACUCCCAUAAUAAACCAAGUCGUGAAAUGUUUUUCCAAUCAAUACUUUGAUGGAUUAAAGGAUUUUAUGGAAACUAUUGACAAACAAACUCCUGAGGCAUUUGCCAAGAACUUAGUUGAAGUCGUGGAAACAGCAGCUAAUGGUACUACCUGGAUUUUGCAGAAUGACACCAUUGAACAAUUAGAGUUUGACGUCGUCUAUGGUCCUGUCAUUCCAAAAUAAAGUGUUUUUUUAUACACCCUUUUGACACUUUGCGCUCAAGUUAAGGCAUAAAGGAGCUAAACUUUAAAAUAAGUAAUAAAAAGGUAAUGUUUGAACCACUCUUUACUUUUCAACUUCUUCUGUACAUCCA
This is a messenger RNA of Stomoxys calcitrans (stable fly), 2864 nucleotides long. RefSeq lists its product as uncharacterized. The transcript is spliced from 10 exons. Lineage: Eukaryota; Metazoa; Arthropoda; Insecta; Diptera; Muscidae. Gene Ontology annotation, biological process: alcohol metabolic process. Gene Ontology annotation, cellular component: cytoplasm. Bases 434 to 2734 code for a protein of 766 amino acids. The record is from RefSeq and is a predicted model, not a curated record. Gene Ontology annotation, molecular function: alcohol dehydrogenase (NAD+) activity.